AUGUCAAUCACAAACGAGGCCAUCUGGGCUGCUAGCCCCUCCACCACUCGCGGACAGCCCACCCAGCUGUCUUCCGAUGCCAAGGGCGAGCGACUGGCAUAUGCUACCAACAAAUCUAUUUUCCUGCGUUCGAUUGACAACCCCGCGAUCGCCCGUCAAUACACAGAGCACAAGGCACAGACCACCGUCGCGCGCUUCUCUCCCUCCGGAUUCUAUGUCGCAAGUGGCGAUGCGGCCGGUACCGUGAGAGUAUGGGAUUGUGUUGGGGAAGGAAUUACCAAAGGUGAAUACAGCAUUGUGAAUGGGCGGAUCAAUGACCUCGCCUGGGAUGGCGACUCGCAACGUAUCAUUGCCGUGGGUGAUGGUAAACAGCGCAAAGGCCACUGCAUUACUUGGGACAGUGGAAAUACUGUUGGUGAGAUUUUUGGCCACACGCAACAAAUCAACUCUGUCUCGAUCAGACAGCAGAGACCCCUGCGUGCUGCGGCCGCGGGCGACGAUAAGAAGCUGGUCUUUUAUCAUGGAGCGCCUUUCAAAUUUAACAUGGGAAUUGGGGACAAGCAUUCCAAUUAUAUCUAUGGAGUCGGCUUCAGUCCCGAUGGUUCUCAUUUGGUCAGCGUAGGCGCAGACCGAAAGAUUUGGUUAUACGAUGGCAAGACUGGAGAAACUAAGGGUCAAAUUGGCGACGGAGAGCACCAGGGUAGCAUCUUUGGUGUUUCUUGGAGCAAAGAUUCCCGGAAGUUUGUCACUGCUAGCGCCGAUCGGACAGUCAAGAUUUGGGAUGUUGAAGCGGGCAAAUCUACCCAGAGCUGGACUCUCGGAGAGGAAGGCGCAAUGGCUGUUCGCGACCACCAAGUCGGCGUUGUCUGGCCUCCUGGACGAAGCGAUAACCUACUCAUUAGUUUGUCUCUCAGCGGAGACCUGAAUUAUCUCGUGGAAGGAACUCCUGAGCCCCGACAAGUCAUCUCGGGACACCAGAAGAACAUCACCUCUUUGGGCAAAUCCACCUCAGAGGAUAAGGAGACUCUAUGGACUGGUAGCUUCGAUGGUCGAGUCUGUAGCUGGGAUGUUGCUUCGGGCACAGCAGCAGAGAUCGAGGGUGAGGGUCACCCAGGUUACGUUGCUGGUCUCACUCCAACACCGGAGGGAGCAGGACGCAUCUACAGUGUUGGCUGGGACGACACUAUCCGCUCCAUUGAUGUUGCUGCCAAGACAUACACCGGCAGUGCCUCCAAACUUACUGGGCAGCCAAAGGGCGUUGCUGCUGGCAAUUCGACUGUUUUGGUCGGCACCGCAGAGGCUGUCGAAAUCUUCCAAGAUGGUAAGAAGACUGGCGAAUACAAGCCAAGUUUCUCCGUCACCACUGUGUCAGCUCACGAAGCAGUUGCAGCCCUUGGAGGUGAAGAUGGGUCCGUCCAGAUUUGCAAGCUCUCUGGCUCCAGUCUUUCGGGCCAAACAGACAUCAAGGCCUCCCGUAACCAGAUCUCUACUCUUGAAUUCUCCCCUGAUGCCUCUCUUCUGGCAGUUGGUGACCUGCGCGGCCGUGUUCUGGUAUAUAAAGUUGCAGAUGGCAGCCUUGUUACAGAUCGCUGGACCGCACACACUGCACGAAUCACUUCACUCUCUUGGAACCAAGCCGGGUCACACCUUGUUAGUGGAUCCCUGGACACUAAUAUCUUUGUUUGGAGCUUGGCCAGUCCCGGUGACUGGAUUGAGCUGAAGAAUACCCACAAAGAAGGUGUCAAUGGCGUAGUAUGGAUCGAGGGUGGCUCGAAAAUCGCUUCGGCUGGUGUUGACGCUGCCGUGAAGGUGUGGAAGGUCGAAGGAUUGAAAUAG
Molecule: messenger RNA, 1836 nt
Organism: Penicillium angulare
Lineage: Eukaryota; Fungi; Ascomycota; Eurotiomycetes; Eurotiales; Aspergillaceae
Product: WD40 repeat domain-containing protein
Exons: 3
Coding region: 1-1836 (611 amino acids)
Biological process (GO): positive regulation of actin filament depolymerization; actin filament depolymerization
Cellular component (GO): cortical actin cytoskeleton
Molecular function (GO): actin filament binding
Source: RefSeq, a predicted model, not a curated record